AUGGAGUCCGCCAUGUCUGCUCCAGACGACCGUCAAGACACGGCUACGGCUGAGCUCAGCGGAAACAGCUACUAUCCUCCACCCCCACCUGGUCCGCCGCCAGCUCAGGCUCACAGCCAGACCCAACCGUCGACACAGCAGCAGCAUCAUACCGACCAGCAAUCUUCCAUUCUGCAAAGCCAACAGCAGCCAAAUCCCCCGCAAGAGCAUGAUUCAUCGCGUCUGCAGUCUCAGAACCCAUACUUGCCCCGGCCCCAAGACAAGCCCUCUACCUCCCAGCAACAGCAACAACAGCACCAGCAACAGCAACAGCAACAGCAAUACUCUAUUCCGGCGUACAAUCCUGCCAAUCCUGUAUUUGCUCCGCCUCCAGCCCAGUCUGGAGCCAGUGUGUCGACUGCCCCCCAGGAUGCCCAACAAUUGUCCUCGCAACCGCCGUCUUCGCAGCUAUCCUCCGCCCAGCUGCCGCAUGAAGACGCAGAACAUGGGCAGAAAAAGCCCAGCUGGGGCGGUCGCUUCAAAAACAUGCUGAGUGCGGGAGCUGCCGCCCCCAUCAACAGUCUUGCUCACAAGCUCGGAAGUCAGAGCUUCUUGCCUGAGACGCUUGACAAGGAAUGCGACAAGGCUGCUUCUAUCCUCAAGUCCUUUUGCACCAAGGGCGUUUACGCCGACGACGACGCCGACCAGCCGCCAACAUCGACAGACCCGAAGGCCGAGGAAUCAACAGGCGGCAUCGUUGAUCCAACCAAGGAGAAGCCCAAGAAGCGCGUAAUCGUCACAAUCCCCCCAAAGGUCAUUUCUAGGGCAGUUGGUCUCGCCAUUUUCACCACGCUUCGUGCUGGCUUCCAGGUAUCAGGUGCCACUGGCUCCGGUAUCCUGAUUGCUCGAUUGCCCGACGGAACGUGGAGUCCCCCCUCGGGCAUCCAGGUGCAUUCCCUCGGGGGCGGAUUCCAAAUCGGACUAGACAUCUACGACUGCGUAUGCGUCAUCAACAGCAAGGAGGCGCUCGCGGCAUUCAUGAAUACCCGCGUCAGUCUUGGCAGCGAUUUGGCAGUUGUGGCAGGUCCAUAUGGUGUCGGAGGAGCCGUUGACUUUGGGACGGCUGUGCAGAGGGGACGAGAUGGAGUUGAUAAACAAGCGGCUGCCACGUCUGCAACCCCUGCUGUUGGACAGACCGGCGCAACAGCAGAGGCACAGAGCUCAAGCACCCUCAAACCGGGUCCGACGGAUGCCUCCAAGCGUCGCAGCCUCAGCUCCAGUGCCUUCAAGCCAGUCUUCUCCUACGUCAAGUCGCGCGGCUUUUACGCGGGGGUCCAAGUCGACGGGACCGUGGUCGUGGAACGAAAGGACGCCAACGCAGCGUUUUACGGGGCUCCUGUUGCAGUGCAGCAGAUCUUGCGGGGACAGGUUCCUGCCCAGGGCCCGCAGAAUAUGUCAACGUGGCCCGUCGGGGCCAAAGGGUUGCUGGAGACGCUCAAGGGGGCCGAGGCUGACGCGGUCGGCCGUCAUGCUCGCCAGCAAGCAGAAACCGCGCAGGCUUCUCACGGGCAGUCUGCAGCGCCGGGUGCGAUCCCGGGUGCUACGGAAAAAAACCAUGCCUCUGGCUUAGCACAAGGUUCAUCUGGCGCGCCUCCGGCGUACGUGGAUGAUGGGAGUCAUGCUCAUGUGGGGGAUGUCAAGUAUGCUUAG
Messenger RNA from Ustilaginoidea virens, 1689 nucleotides. RefSeq lists its product as uncharacterized. The record is from RefSeq and is a predicted model, not a curated record. The transcript is spliced from 2 exons. Gene Ontology annotation, molecular function: phosphatidylinositol binding. Bases 1 to 1689 code for a protein of 562 amino acids. NCBI's taxonomy places the organism in Eukaryota, Fungi, Ascomycota, Sordariomycetes, Hypocreales, Clavicipitaceae.